This is a messenger RNA of Paramuricea clavata, 1161 nucleotides long. The record is from the annotation of a GenBank genome assembly. Lineage: Eukaryota; Metazoa; Cnidaria; Anthozoa; Malacalcyonacea; Plexauridae.
CCAACGCAGAUUAUGGUGAAACCCAAUGUAAAGAAAGGAAAUGAAGCAGUUCAUUUUCUUCUACGGUGCCAUGUAAAUGCAGAAAUGAAGAAAAAUCAGUACCUUGUUUAUGUCCACCUUCAUCAACAUUCAGGAGAUAUUGCCUAUGCAAAAUGCUACUGCCCUGCUGGCGCUGGUGGCUGUUGUAAACAUGUGGCAGCUACUUUGUAUCAGCUUCUCGAUUAUAUUGAACUUGGACUCUCAGAUAUACCAGAUGAUAAAAGCUGCACCCAGGAAUUACAAAAGUGGCAUGUCUCUAGAAAGAACACAACACAAGCAGCCCUGCUUUUCGAGGACCUCAUUUUCCCCCAGGAUUCGUAUGAUAAGGACAAAAAAGGACGUAAACGCCAAUACCAGAAGGGAAGAGGGAGGACUACUGCUCAACAAGGAAGAAGGUGUCAAAGGAUGACUUGGAACGGCUUAAAACUAGCUUGGAAAAAGCAGGAAGCACUUGUUAUUUGGUUGGUAUCCUAGGCAACACCAAUUGUGAACCUUGUGAGUUUACUGCAAAUGAAUUACCAUCUAGACAGUGCAUAAUGAAGGCAGGGAAGUGGGUGACAAACUGGACCAAACAGCUGUCAGAUCUAGUAUUCUAAAAAAUUUAACUCAGAAUUUAGAUUGUACUUGUGUUCCAGACAAGGAAAAAAAUUGUGAAAAAUAUAUUAUGGAGAAAUUGUUUGUUAAUAAUGAGGGAUGCAGAGAGAUUGAGAAGAACACGCGCAAGCAAAAUGAGUGUGAAGAGUGGUAUAAACAGAGAAAAUGUCGGUUGACUUCAUCAUUAUUUGGUUGUGUAGUGAAGAGGAGAAAAACAAUCUACCCAAAAACUAUUGUGAACAAGAUUACUUAGCCAAGUCAAAUAAAGAAUGCAAGUUGUCAAUGGGGAAUCGAGAACGAACAGAAGGCGUUGAUAAAGUACCAUGAAUAUAAAGAUGAAAUCAACGAGCAUGUAGCUCUUUGUUCAGCCUGUGGUUUAGUAGUCAAUCCAAUGUGGCCAUGGCUUGGUGCUAGUCCAGAUGCUCUCAUAUUGGACAAGAGAGAAGAAUCAAUGUAUGGAGCUGUGGAGGUAAAAUGCCCUGCAUCUAAAUCUGGGAUGAGUAUCAUCAAUGCAUGCAGUAACAAGUC